Owenia fusiformis is the source of this 640-nucleotide messenger RNA. The record is from the annotation of a GenBank genome assembly. Lineage: Eukaryota; Metazoa; Annelida; Polychaeta; Sabellida; Oweniidae.
GUGCAUUUCUCAAUAUGUUUAUCUGAAUAUCUCUGCGAGUUUACCUAAACAUCUCAAUGUUUACCUGAACAUCCCAAUGUUUUUGCCUAUACAUUUCAAUGUGUUUACAUACACAUCACAUUACAUCUGUAUAUCCCGUAUGUUUCAAGGAUUUUCCAGUUUUCUUGCCCGCGCAUUACAGUUUGCUAACCUUCAAACCACAGUGUGCUUACCUUCACAUCAUAUUGUGAUUAACUGCAACAAUGGUGUGCAUAUCUACACAUCAAGAUGUGCUUACCUACACAUCACUGUGUACUUACCUGCACAUCACGAUGUGCUUACCUGCACAUCACAGGGUGCUUACCUACACAUAACAGUGUGCUUUAACCUACACAUUACAAUGUGCUUGCCUACACAUUACAGUGUGCUUACCUACACACCACUAUUUACUUACCUGCACAUCACGAUGUGCUUACCUGUACAUCACAGGGUGCUUACCUACAUAUUACAGUGUGCUUACCUACACAUUACAAUGUGCUUACCUACACAUUACAGUGUGCUUACCUACACAUUACAGUGUGCUUACCUGCACAUCACGAUAUGCUUACCUGUACAUCACAGGGUGCUUACCUACACAUUACAAUGUGCUUACCUACACAUU